GCUUCCACUCCUAGCUUUCACAAUGGUUCUUUAUUUUAGAUAAAAUCUGAGCAAAAGUAAGCUUGGUGGCGAUUAAUUUCAAAGAGGCCUGAGUUCAUGAUGGGUUUCGUGUUUCUUUUAAGAUUUGCAGUGAAAUGCCUCGGUGUUCUUGCAUGGCCUGUUUUUGGUUUGGGUUAUCCUCUAUGUGCUUCCAUUCAAGCGAUCGAGACUAAUUCGAACUCAGACACCCAGAAGCUGAUCUCAUACUGGGUCUCCAUUACUGUGGUCUUGCUCCUUGAACAUUCGUUUCAGCUUGAAUGGCUAGCCUUCUGGCCAUACAUUAAGCUAAUGAUCGUCGGCUACUUGGUUCUGCCUUACUUCGAUGGUUCUCUGUAUGUCUAUAAACACCUUAUUAAUCCGUGUCUAUCCAUGAGCUCUGCAAUUAUCACCUGCCAGUUCAACAAGCAGGAGUUGUUUUUCAAGAAAGAUUAUUUUCUUGUUGAGAUGAGGAGGUAUAUGAAGGAAAAUGGCUCUGAUGCUUUGGAGGAUCUCAUUGCUUCCACGAAAAAGAGUGCAAAGCCUGAUGUUGAUGUGAAGGAGAUCAGGGCGGUUGAAGCAGAGAAUUUGCUGAAGUUCGACCAACUUCCGGUUCGAUUCAAAGACAGUAAUGAUGUGGAGACAACAGAGAAGAUAGAAGUUGCAUCAACCAAGCAGCCUAAGCUUCCGGUUCGAUUCAAAGAUGGUGAUGCUGUGGAAGUAAUAGAGAAGCAAGAAGUUGCAUCGACCACGCAGGCUAGACAGGCAGAAUCCAACGUCAACCAGACAGAAAACAGAACAUUUCCACCUCUGGAAUGCAUAAACACUGCAACAACAACAGUAGGAGGCGGACAUCUUUGUGGGAUUCUACCUCCCGAGAAAGUCCGAAAGGUAUGGACUUGUGUUAUAUGUCAAGUAACAGCCCAAAGUGAGACAGCUCUAAUUUCACAUCUCCAUGGGAAGAGACACAAGGCCACUCGUGAACAGCUAAAUGUCAAGAAUCAGACAGAUGUUAACUCACAUCUUCAAGGAAAAAGUCGAUGUAUUGAGAUGAUAGGUUCUCAUUGGUUUUGUACAAUCUGCAAUGUAAGCAGUGUACAUGGCAAGCAAAGUCACCUUAAAGGGAAAAAGCACAGGGCUUCGUUGCAAGCAUUGGAUGGUCUUGGAGGCAAUAGGCAUGCUUGAGUCACUGAAUAUGUUCACACAACUAUUGCAGAAGAUGUUGUUCUAAUCUCGAGGCCAAGGUGGCCGUGAUCAUCCAAGGUACCUGUAGAUUAAAUGGCGUGUCUUGUUGCCGGACAAAAACAAAUUAAAUGGCGAAAAGGCAAAAACUUAAACGGCAGAUAUUAUGUAGGAGCUUAAGGCAAAAACUUAAACUUAAAUGCCGGACAAGCUCUGACUAUUUUUAAAUUAAUGAAUGAAGAAGUUUCAUUGAUCCAAA
Messenger RNA from Populus nigra (black poplar), 1456 nucleotides. RefSeq lists its product as uncharacterized. Gene Ontology annotation, molecular function: nucleic acid binding; zinc ion binding. NCBI's taxonomy places the organism in Eukaryota, Viridiplantae, Streptophyta, Magnoliopsida, Malpighiales, Salicaceae. The record is from RefSeq and is a predicted model, not a curated record. The transcript is spliced from 8 exons. The coding region runs from base 97 to 1200 and encodes 367 amino acids.